UAGUUCAGCAGCGAUACACCAAAUAGAUUUAGAAAUUGCUGGCUCGUGAAUAAUUGAUACUCAGUGUAUUUCGUUAAUUAAACAUGAAUUUGUGGGAAUGUAUUGAUAAACACCUCCUGUUUAGUGUAAAAUAAAAAUUGUGUAUUAAAAUGUGUGUUUUGUGAAGUAAUUAAAAAUAACAAAAAUAGUCGAAUAUGAAUGUAUACAUGUUUUUCAUUAAAAUAUUUCAAUCGAAACCCAAACUGAGGAUUGUGUGAGUGGAUUUAUUGUACCUCGUCAGUUUACUUUGGAUUAAUUUGUGUUCGAAAAGAGAAUAUUGAAGCCCUAAAACAAAUAUUCGUUCUAGUAUCCUGACCUCAGCGAGCAGCAAAGUCAGUCUCAGCAGCAGGGCCACACUUCUCUCAACGUUCAGCAGGAACGACGGAGUAAAACGCUCCAAAAAGAUGGUCGUGUGUAGGGUGACACUUCUCAAUGGGAAGACUUUCGAGCCCAAGGACUUAGAUAAAAAUGCAGACGGGCAGGCGUUGUUUGAUAAGGUCUGCAAAGAACUGGAUAUCAUAGAGACAGAUUAUUUCGGCCUUACUUACAGAGAAAAAAACAGCAAAAAGUUUUGGCUGGACAGUACAAAAAAGAUUGCCAAGCAAGUAAAAGGUGGAACAUGGGUUUUCGAGUUCCAAGUGAAGUUUUACCCACCGGACCCGAUGUCCUUGAAAGAAGACAUCACACGAUACCAGCUGUGCCUCCAAGUUCGAGUUGACAUCUUCAACGGCAGGUUGCCAUGCUCAUUUGCCACAUACGCCCUGUUGGGAUCAUACACCGUCCAGUCCAUGAUUGGAGACUAUAGCUUGAAAGACUGCGGGCCAGGACUCGGAUACUUGAACGAUUUCGAUUUUGCGCCCAAUCAAAAUCAGGAACUGCUGGAGAAAAUCUAUGAGCUGCAUGAAUCUCACAAGGGCCAGUCUGCAGUAGUGGCUGAGGCCCAUUUCCUUGAGAAUGCCAAGAAGCUGGCAAUGUAUGGAGUGGACAUGCAUGAUGUCAAGGACUCAGAAAACAAGCGUUUGUCUCUGGGCAUCUGUGCCACUGGUAUCCUUGUGUACAGAGACAGGCUAAGGAUAGACCGCUUUGUGUGGCCGAAAAUACUGAAAUUGUCAUACAAGCGAAAUACGUUCUACAUCAAGCUUCGUCCGUCUGAGUUUGAUCCACAUGAGAAGACAGUCAGCUUUCUUAUCGACAAUCACAAGCUCGCCAAGAGGCUGUGGAAAAUCUGUGUGGAACACCAUGCCUUCUUCCGACUGAAGACUGCUGACGCUCCCGACAAUGACACCCUUUUCCCGAGGUUCAACACGAGGUUCCGCUAUUCGGGUCGCACUGCCGUCCAGGCGCGAAAAGCCGCGGAAAUGGUUGACAGAGAGGAGCCCCCUGUGGAGCGCACUGCAGAGAGACGUCGUUCUGGGAGAGAUGGGGAAAAUGAUUAUGAUGAGAAGAGAUACGCCCCUGACGAGAGUGACAGACAUGGUUGGAAUGCGGGCGACCCCAAUGCCACCUUGGAACGUGAUGCACGUUUUGCCGGACUAAACAGCAAGGUCCAAAGGUCACCAGAGGAAGAAAAGAAGCUGCGCGAGGACUAUAUGCGUCUGCUGCAGGACACCCCGUCCAUCACGUCGCGGUCCAACUACCCGGAGUCCCGAGGGGACAUCGAGAGUGACCCACGGUUCCUGGCGGUGGGAGACGAGGGGCUGAGAAAGAAAUGGUUCGAGGAAUAUGUAGAAGAUUUGAAACGUCAAGACUUUAUGCAAUUACUGCAAGACACUCCAUGGGUGCAUAGCCAGUCAUCGUGGCCAGAUGCGCGGGAAGAUCUCAAGUCAGACCCACGAUUCCUUGCAGUGGGAGACGAUGCCCUCCGUGAGAAGUGGUUUAACGAGUUUAAACAAAAUAUGAAAAAGAAUAAAGCUGAAGACAAACAGCGUAAAAAGGCGGACGACAAACGACAGAAAGACAAAGAGGCAGAGAGAAAGCGGUUAGAAAAGGAAAGAAAAGUUGGAAAGGGAGUCGUAGAUCCGGAAGUAGAAGAGCAAAAAGAGAAAGUGACUACUCCUGAAAAGGAGAAACGCUCAAGCGGAAUUUUCUCCAUGUUCGGACGCCGUUCUGGAAGGGACAAAGCUCACGAGCCGAAACCCCAUAAAGCAUACGAGGACGCCGACGACCCAGAGCUAAAGUUGAAAGAGGAAUUCUGGCAGCUGCUACGGGAGACGCCUGACAUUACAAGCACCUCACAACUGGACGACGUGAGGAUAAUCAUGGCUAAAGAUCCUCGCUACAUCAAUGUGCCUACAGAGCAGAAACGGCAGCAGUGGUUUGACGAAUACAUCCAGAACCUGAUGAAGGACGAUUUCAUGCGCCUGCUACGCGACACACCCACCAUUCACAGUCAGUCGACGUGGCCUGAGGCACGCAUGGAGAUCGAUCGCGAUCCACGUUUCGAGGCGGUAGGAGAUGAGAAGUUGCGAGAACAGUGGUUCGAUGAAUACAUCGAGGGAUUGGGAAGCAUCAAUUUUGAUGCAUACAUAAUUAAAACUAAAGAAUCAAAGUUAAAGUCCGACUACAUGCAACUCCUCAGGGACACGCCGGCCAUUGACAGCCAGUCACGGUUUGAGGAGGUGAGGGAUUACAUCGCCCAUGACGACCGUUACCGCGCCGUCCCAACCGAUGAACUCCGCAAGGCCUGGUUCAAUGAAUACGUGGAGAAUCUGAAAAAGGCAGACUUUAUGAAACUCCUUGAGGACACGCCUUCCAUCACGAGCUACUCCCGUUAUCCCGACGCCAAGGAGGAUAUUUCCCAUGAUCCUCGCUUCCAUAAUGUGGACACUGACGAGCAGAGAGAGAAAUACUUCAACGAGUACACAACAGAAUUGAAAAAGGCCGCCUUCAUACAACUGCUACAGGACACGCCAGACAUAUCCGCCACAUCCACUUGGCACCAGUCCAAGAAAUAUAUAGAGACGGAUCCUCGCUACCACGCAGUAGACUCCGACCUUCAGAGGAUGAAAUGGUUCCAUGAAUAUGUGAACUUCCUUGCUGGUCGUGGAUACGGUAUGAACUACAGUUUGAGAGCAGGUGGCUUCAAAUCCAUUGACAGAAAACAAGAAUUCUUGCCAUUACACAAGCCAGAGGCAGUGAAGAAAACUGACCCGAUGCCGUUCUUCCAAGACGCAAAACGCAAGCCGCCUGUGGCCUCUAGACCCAAAAAGCCCAACGGUUAUGGCUCGAACGAGGAUCUGAUCAAUAAUGUGCCGAUAACUGUGGCAACGGAAUCCUUCAAGUACAACCCCGACCUGAACGACGUCCCAAGGUCCACGUCUAUUAUCCCUAUCGUGGAAACCAAGACCCAUAAGGUAACCUACGAGCGAGACGGGGUACCAUACGAAACCGAAGAGAGUAUUCUUAUCAGUGCUCAUUCCGUGACCACCAGGUCCCAGACUAUAGAUACAACAACAUACAAGACUGAGCGAGAUGGUAUGGUGGAGACACAUGUGGAGAGGAAGAUCACCGUGGUAACAGACGGAGAUGACGACACCGAUCAUGAUGCUUUGUUGAGGGCAGCCAUUGAACAAGUCACAGAAAUGAACCCAGAUUUGACGGUGGACAAGAUAGAGUGCAUACGUCAAAUUGAGGACUUGAACGAAAGAUAAAAAAAAACCGUCAUCACCAUAAUCUACCAGUGUGCCUGAAGAAGAAAUACUGGUCUGCCAUUGGAGCAGAUUUUGAUGACAUCAGUGACAUCACAACUCUCAUGUGACAUCAUCAAGUCAUGAGCAGAUCCAAGAUCUUGAAUUUUCUGUUGCUACUAUUGUGCACGUUUUUUGUUUUCUGUACACAAUUAGGGGCAGAAUAUGAUUAGUUCUAGAAAUUGUUUAUUUUUGGGCUUCAGAAAAUACAAAGAACUUCUUAAAAACAUGAAGAUCUUAGUAUGAGUUAUGAAUCAUCUUGUUCAUCUUGUGGAAAUGGCCAAAGUCACGUAUACUUGUAAUGUUUUUUUAUAAUGGCGCACAGUAAUAUUAUUUAAAAAUGCAGCUUUUUAUCAUGUUUUGUUGGUUGUGAUUGAAAGAUUGCCAAUAAUGUUAUAAGCUUAUUAUGCAUAUGAAUACAGACAUUUUUAUUUGCACAUACAUAUUUCAUGUUUGUAUAUAAUUCAAAUGACUAGUAGGAGUAAAGUGCUGAUAGCAAAUGACUUGGAAUUCUUUAUGUUAUUGUGUACCCAUCAAAUGGUUGUUUUGUAUGUGUGUCAGUGAACAUUGAAGCUAAAAUUAAAUAAUAAAAAACAAAAUAGAUGAAUUGACACAAAAUCUUCAGUGGGUGAUCAUUUUAAUGAAUCAUCAUUAUACCCUUAUCAAUUAAAUCAUAUUGAUGGUUUCUAAGCUCAUGUAAUAUAUUUAAUUUUCAUUUAUUGAUAAGCAACAAGGAAGAUACUUUUUUACAGACUACCUGCAGAUAUUGACUUGUGUAUUGUGUAUGCUUAUCACCACGCUGUGUGAACAUUUAUUUAGCAUUUGGUAGCAACUUGUGUGAUGGUGGAUAUCACAUUGAAACAAUUUUAACACCAUUGUUCUAUAAAAAACUGCUGUUUUUAUUUUCAUUGUUUUUAUUUUUUAAGGCAUUUUUAGCAUUUUUAUAUGUUUAGUUGUCAAUAAUUGUUCCAUUUGCUUUUAAUAUCAGCUUAGGCAAGCAGAUUUCGUUUUGAGUUUUAUGUUGAAAGACAAUGAGCUUAUGUUCCAUGUCUAUGAAAUAUAAGACUAUAUAAGGCAGUUAAAAGAUUAAAUUGUCAUAAUUUAAAACAUAAGUAAGAAUCCUUAUUUACAUAUAAUAAAUAUACUUUAUUUAUCAAUCUAUUCAAAUUGCUAUUGUAAACAAUUAAGUGAAUACAAUAGGUAUUAUACAGUUAUAAUUAUAUAGCAUUGGUUAUACUGCAAUUUUAUUUACAUUUCUAAAUACUACUUAUAUUAAGUUUUAUUAUUAAUUGAAUAAUUAUUAUAUCCAAAUUAAGUGUCAAUGUAUGAUUUCAGUUGCAAAUUUGAGGAACAAAUAAAACUUGCAAUGUAUUUCAUUUUAUUACUGAAACAUUUUUGGGGUGAAAAUUGUGGGUAUCACAAACAUCAAGAGUUGAACUGUAAAGUAUCAUUGUUAAAGAGAUGUUUGUAACUUAGUGUUUUACUGGAAACAUACUAAUCUUUUUAUUUCAUGAGGAUUUAUUUUUUCUCUUAUUCUAUGUACAUAAAAUCAUAUACAUUGUAUUACGAUUGUACAGCAUAUUGCUCUCAAGAAAAACAAUCAUUAAGCUGUGUCAUUUUCAUUGGAUAGUUAUAACACGAAAGAAUAAUUAUUACUUUAUAGUAUUUGCUUUUGAAUACCUUUAAUAUAUUUAUCUCCUUUGAUGUGUCCUUUUGCAAAAAUAAAACCCAGUUUCAUCUUCUAAUGCUGCGAAGAAAAAGGAAAAAGAUUAUAUUCUAUAAAAGAUGAGUUUUAAAUUAAAUUAAAACCUAGAAAGUGUAUCAUAUUACAUGCCGUGUUCAUAAGCUGUUCAUAAAUUAAAUUGGGCUUUGUACUUGUUUUAUUCAUGUUGUUCAAAUACAGAUCAUGUUUUAAAUCCCGACGUACAUAUUGUUCCCUUUUUCUGGAGUGUCAACUUAAAUAUGGUCAUUUUGUUUGGGAAGAUAGAUUCUUAAUAAUUCGAAUAAAUGAAUAUGUACAUGUACUUAUGUUCAAUCAAUGUGUGUAUGUCUGUAUGUUUGUGUUAUAAGUCAAUUCCUUGCUUCAGAUGCAUAGCUAUAAUUUUAAUAAAAUAAUUAAUCUAU
Molecule: messenger RNA, 5849 nt
Organism: Dreissena polymorpha
Lineage: Eukaryota; Metazoa; Mollusca; Bivalvia; Myida; Dreissenidae
Product: protein 4.1-like
Exons: 27
Coding region: 444-3689 (1081 amino acids)
Cellular component (GO): cytoskeleton; plasma membrane
Molecular function (GO): actin binding; structural molecule activity
Source: RefSeq, a predicted model, not a curated record